Messenger RNA from Cylas formicarius (sweet potato weevil), 1859 nucleotides. RefSeq lists its product as uncharacterized. The transcript is spliced from 6 exons. Gene Ontology annotation, molecular function: long-chain fatty acid-CoA ligase activity. Lineage: Eukaryota; Metazoa; Arthropoda; Insecta; Coleoptera; Brentidae. The record is from RefSeq and is a predicted model, not a curated record. Gene Ontology annotation, biological process: long-chain fatty acid metabolic process; fatty-acyl-CoA biosynthetic process. Bases 246 to 1838 code for a protein of 530 amino acids.
UUUGCGGACGUCACAAAUAUCGCAUAUUGUAAUCUAUGUGAACAACAUAUAAAACAGGAAUCAGACUUGAAGUUAGCAACAAAGUAUUGAUAUCAGCAAAACACACUCGUUUAAAUAACAAGAUAAAGCAGCAAAGUAGCUAAAUUUUAUCAUUAAUAAACAGAUAAAAAUUAAACAAUAGGUGUGACUUCAAAACGUAAUGCUUAAUUAGUAAACCAAAUUGGUACAGUUCACUGCAAUUAAAAAUGUCCGGUAAAAUCUUAUAUGGCAAAAAAAGCUCCGUGCCUAAAGACAGGAACAUGGGCAUGGGGCAGCUAUUCUUCGAACAGGCAGAGAAGAUUGGCGACCAAAUUUUCCAGAUAGACGCCGAUACAGACAAAAUGGAAACUUACCGAGAAGUCAAAACACGCUCGGUACGUGUUGCCAUCGAGCUUAGAAAACUAGGCAUCGAAUCCAAAGACGUGGUGCUAAUCUGCUGCAAGAACAACUUAGACAACAUAGUUCCUUUGCUAGCGUCGUUUUACCUCGGAGCCUACGUGGCUUCGGCAGACCCCAAGCAAACAAGCUUCGAUGUAGAUCAUAUCCUAGGUCUCGUGGAGCCUAAAGUUAUCUUUGUAGUGGAAGACGCGUUAGAUUUAAUUCAGCAAAGUCUCAAGCUCUACAGUUAUUCACCCGCUAUCGUGGUGAUCGGAAAAUCCAACGUCUACAAAACUAUGGCGGACAUGGAGGAAAAGAUCCCUGAAGAGGACAACUUUCGGCCUCUGGCUUUGACGGGAGAUCAUAUUGCGUUGAUAUCAUUCAGCAGCGGCACCACUUCGACUCCUAAAGGUAUAUGUGUUAGCCACUAUGCCGUCUUGUAUGGGUGGACCGGCACUGUGGAGCACAAUGCCUUUAAGCCCGACGUCUUUCUCCAUCGUUCCUCGUUAUAUUGGGGAGUAUACGUCAUAGCCACAGCGCUGUCCAUUGCGCAAGGCUAUAAAGUAGUCGUUGGUACCGACAUCGACGCUCAGAGGUUUCUACAGAUCGUCGACAAAUACAAGGUUACGUCUUUUUUUACGUCCAACAUGUUUUCGUACGAGAUUACGAGUUUAGGACGCGACAUCAUCAGCAAGUACGACUUGUCCUCGUUAUAUUCCUUCCUGAUAGGCGGUUCACCAGUAGAGCCCCGCCAAAUCUUAAAAUUAAGAGAACUGCUUCCGGGGGUCAAAGUGGCUUUGAUUUACGGUUCUACUGAAGCCAACACAAUCUCCACUUUUGAUUUUACCGAUGAAAAGGCAUACGACGCGAAAGUCUCCUCGUCCGGCACCCUUCUUCCUGACAUAGAACUAAAGGUUGUAGACGUGGAAACUUCAGAGUUGUUAGGACCCAACCAGCAGGGUGAAAUACUGGUAAGGAACCCGUACAUCAUGUCCGGGUAUUACCAUUUAAAUAAGCCUGACAGCUAUGACAACGAAGGGUUUUUAAAACAAGGCGAUUUGGGGUACUACGACGAAGACGGGUAUAUCUAUGUUAGGGAUAGAGUCAACGAGACUUUUAAGUAUCUCAAGGACCAAGUGUCGCCUUCGUUGAUCGAGAACGUUUUGAUGACUCAUCCUUCGGUUAAGGAAGCCGUGGUGAUUGGAGUUCCUCACCCCAUAGACACGGCUCGACCAGCGGCUUGUAUCGUGGUUAAUGAAGGUGUCCAAGUUGAUUUGGAGGAACUAGUGCUUUUCGUUAACAGCAAGAUGCCCGACAACCAUCACAUCAGAGCCGGCAUCAAGAUCGUCGAUGAAAUACCCAGAACACCUACCGGGAAAGUUCGAAGAAGAGCUAUCAGAGAUCUUUUCGUAGAAGAUUGAAAAAUUUGUUCAAAUACAUAA